AAAGCACUUCUCAACUCAGACUUCACGCAUGUCGUAUCAACUGUAAACAUGAGCGGGAUAGAAGCAUGGUACAUGGAUGAGUCUGAAGAGGAUCAGAAACUUCCUCACAGAUUAAACCCGAACCAGCCCGUGUCCCUCAAACAGCUCGAAGAGAUCGGAGUUUAUUACUGGAAGUUGAAUGCUGAUAUUUAUGAAAAUGACCCAGAACUGCAGAAGAUCCGUGAGGAGAGAGGUUAUUCCUACAUGGACAUCAUAACUAUUCACCCCGACAGACUUCCCGAUUAUGAGAACAAAGUAAAGAUGUUUUAUGAAGAACACCUCCACUUGGAUGAUGAGAUCCGCUACAUUCUGGACGGGCAGUCUUACUUCGACGUGAAGGAUAAAAAUGACCGAUGGAUUCGGAUAGCUGUAUCGAAGGGCGACCUCAUCACACUCCCGGCGGGAAUUUACCACAGAUUCACCGUGGAUGAAAGCAACUACACCAAGGCAAUGCGUCUGUUUGUGGGUGAGCCGGUGUGGAAGGCUUAUAACCGCCCGGCUGAUGACUUUGACAUCCGCAAGGCCUACGUGAACUCUCUGAAGGGCUCCUAAAACUUUCAGAAACAUUAACACUGACAGUGUUGCUAACACACUACUUUAUCAAUGAUGCCGAGGAGAAGUGUCAUUCACAGUCCUGAUUUACAAUCAUGAAUAGCAUUGUGACAUUCAGUUUCAGUUGUGACUUCUUAUGUCGUAUCUGUCAAUACUAAUGGUAGAGACAUGAUUUUUUACAUUUCAGUGGGAUUGUGUGGAAGGUGAUAGUUCAGUAAUUAAAAGAACUUGAGAAACA
Molecule: messenger RNA, 829 nt
Organism: Triplophysa rosa
Lineage: Eukaryota; Metazoa; Chordata; Actinopteri; Cypriniformes; Nemacheilidae
Gene: adi1
Product: acireductone dioxygenase 1
Exons: 4
Coding region: 49-591 (180 amino acids)
Molecular function (GO): acireductone dioxygenase [iron(II)-requiring] activity
Source: RefSeq, a predicted model, not a curated record